This is a messenger RNA of Cololabis saira (Pacific saury), 677 nucleotides long. Its product is annotated as peripheral myelin protein 22-like. The record is from RefSeq and is a predicted model, not a curated record. NCBI's taxonomy places the organism in Eukaryota, Metazoa, Chordata, Actinopteri, Beloniformes, Belonidae. The transcript has 5 exons. Gene Ontology annotation, cellular component: plasma membrane. Bases 116 to 607 code for a protein of 163 amino acids.
GAGUUGGUAGUGUGUGUGGAGCAGCAGAGGCUGGGUGGGUCCACAGAGAAGCGUUUCCACACAAACUCCCGUGCACGCCGCGCGUUAAAGGGCUUCCAGUUCUCACAGGGCCACAAUGUUGGUGCUGGCAGGGAUCGUCGUUCUGCACAUUACUACCAUCAUCCUGCUUCUGGUGGCCACCAUCGACAAUGCCUGGUGGAUCACCAAGACUGUGUCGACAGAACUGUGGGGCACGUGGGAGUUGAAAAGCUCAGACUGGCACUACUUCAGCCUGAGAGGCUACCCGGAGGGCUCCACGCAAGAAGAGUUCCUCCAGACCGUGCAGGCCACUUCAGUGCUGGCCUGUAUUUUCACCAUCCUGGCCCUGUUUGUGUUCGUGGCUCAGCUGUUUACGCUGCCCAAAUGCCAGCGGUUCACCCUGACCGGUAUUUUCCAGCUGAUCGGCUGCUUGUGUAUAAUGAUAGCUGCCUCCAUCUACACAGCUGAGCUGCACACCGACGACGUGUCAGGAGGAUACGGGCACUGCUACGUCCUGGCGUGGGUCUCCUUCGUCCUCAGCUUCAUCUUAGCCAUCACCUACCUCAUCCUGAAGAAGACGAACGAGUGAGACCAUAAAAAAAAACGGCUGCUCCAUCAGUGGGAAGUGAAAGUGCAGGAUUUAAUCUUUAAACAUCCUA